GCCCGGGCUGGGGCCGGGGCUCCCCGCCGUCCUCAUGAGCUGGAUGUAGACUCCGAGCUGCCACAAUCGCGCUUUAUCUGAGGGGAUUCUUUCUUUUUGUUUUUAUUAUUUUUUUCCUUUUAUUUUCUUAACAGUCUAUUUUUCUACACUUUGCUAUUAAAAAGAAAAAAAUGGUGCUGGGGAAGGUGAAGAGUUUGACAAUAAGCUUCGACUGUCUGAAUGACAGCAAUGUCCCCGUCUACUCCAGCGGGGACACAGUCUCAGGAAGGGUCAAUUUAGAAGUAACUGGGGAAAUCAGAGUGAAAUCACUUAAAAUUCACGCGAGGGGACACGCUAAAGUGCGCUGGACUGAAUCGAGAAAUGCUGGAUCCAACACUGCCUAUACACAGAACUACACUGAAGAAGUGGAGUAUUUCAACCAUAAGGACAUCCUAGUCGGCCACGAGAGAGAUGAUGACAAUUCAGAAGAAGGUCUUCACACCAUUCAUUCUGGAAGGCAUGAAUAUGCAUUCAGCUUUGAGCUUCCACAGACACCACUUGCUACCUCAUUCGAAGGCAGACAUGGCAGUGUGCGCUAUUGGGUGAAAGCCGAAUUGCAUAGGCCUUGGUUUCUACCAGUAAAAUUAAAGAAGGAAUUUACAGUCUUUGAACAUAUAGAUAUCAACACUCCUUCAUUACUGUCACCCCAAGCAGGCACAAAAGAAAAGACGCUCUGUUGCUGGUUUUGUACCUCAGGCCCAAUAUCCUUAAGUGCCAAAAUUGAAAGGAAGGGCUACACCCCAGGUGAAUCAAUUCAGAUCUUUGCUGAGAUUGAGAACUGCUCUUCCCGUGUGGUGGUGCCAAAAGCAGCCAUUUACCAAACACAGGCAUUUUAUGCCAAAGGGAAAAUGAAGGAAGUCAAACAGCUUGUUGCCAACCUGCGUGGGGAUUCCUUGUCAUCUGGCAAAACAGAAACCUGGAAUGGCAAACAGCUGAAAAUUCCACCUGUUUCUCCUUCAAUCCUUGACUGUAGUAUAAUCCGCGUGGAGUAUUCACUGAUGGUAUAUGUUGAUAUUCCAGGCGCCAUGGAUUUGUUCCUUAAUUUACCACUGGUCAUUGGUACCAUUCCUCUACAUCCGUUUGGUAGCAGAACGUCAAGUGUGAGCAGCCAGUGCAGCAUGAACAUGAAUUGGCUUGGUCUGACCCUACCUGAAAGACCAGAAGCACCUCCUAGCUAUGCAGAAGUGGUCACGGAGGAGCAGAGACAGUCCAGCCUUGCACCCAUAGGUGGUUGUGAUGACUUCGAGAGAGGGCUUCCAGGACCAUUGUUUGCGUACAUCCAAGAGUUCCGUUUUCUGCCUCCACCCCUCUAUUCAGAAAUUGAUCCAAACCCAGAUCAGCCCACGGAUGACAGACCAUCCUGCCCCUCUCGCUGAAGGAAUCCGUCGGAAGCUGACUUGACUUGGGUUUUAUAAUCACACCUGCGUGUUGAAGGUCAAGGCAUCACAGUGGAGACACACUUUCAGAGGAAGUGGUUUUGCUCUUGCCUGUAUGGUGAAUCAAAACAACCUGUGAUCAUGCUUUGAAGCCUACAGUAACAGUGUAGGACUGCUCCACAUGCUUGAAGACCUGAGCUGUUUUGGUUUUUUUUUCCCUUACUCCUUAAAUAUUGGCACAUACUAGGAGCAGCCUUACUAACAACCUGCAGUCAUGUGUGUCAAAACACUCAAACCACAUUGUAAGAGGGAUGGCUUCCUCUUGAGAUUCAGAAAUUUGCACAUGCUCACUGCUCAUGUUGUGCGGUUCAGUGUCACUACAGCUUUUUUUUCCCCUCAUUUAUGCCAGACUGUUGUUAAUUCCCUCUUGUUUGUGGUCCGCACAAGAAGAAGCAACAGAAAGCUUUGGGGAAAAAAAAAAAAAAAAAAAAACACAAAACAGCAACAGACUUACACAAAUGCACUGACUUUUUUCUUUUUUUUGUUUUGUUUAAUUUAAUGUAGCCUGGACUUUACCCACAUAUGCACAUGCUCAGAAUUGUUCUAGUAGGCUGAUCAUGUAUCACCUCUUCAGCUUGGAUCCUAUGGUGGAUUUGUUGACAAACAUCAAAUGCCUUCAAGCCAAUCCUUCUUGCUGUAUGUUUGCAGCCUACUGUAGUAGAUAAGCAACAGAUGUGGGACUGGGGUGGAGGGGGAUGGAGAGUUAAUAGAAAGAACCUAAUAGACUUCAUCAAGAUUGUAAACCUUCUUGAUUUCCUUUAAGAAUUUGUUGCCUUUCUACUAUCCUCGCAAAGCAGCAUUUUGUUACAGACUGCCUAAAAAAAAAAAUCACUUAAUCUCAGGUGAACUCAUCACUUGCCAAACUGUUGGAAUGCUAUUUGUUUUGUUAUGUUGCACUGUUGAGUUACUUCUCUUUUGUUUUGUGUUUGUGGUUUGUUUUUGUUGGUGGGUUUUUUUUUUUUUAUUCUUUACUCGAGAGGGGGAUCUGGAAGAGGGACAUGCACAAAAGUUAUAAAACCCACCCUCAUUCCCACUUGUAUUUCUAUAUUGUAAAGAUGUUCAAGUUGUGAAGCUUUAAAAAAAAAACACAAAUACUAAAGGCACAAAUAAAAGCAGCACCAGCAGGCAUCAGCUCAGCCUCAAAAAAAAAUAGUCGUACACUGUCUAGAAUUGCAGACAGGUCAAUAUCUCAAGUAAUAGGGAUGGGAAGGGAAAGUAAAUUUAUUUUUGUAUGUAGUUACCUAAAUCACCAAAAAUUCUAUAUGUAAUGAGUCUCUAGUAGAAAGUAUAUUUCAAACUGCCACAAAAGCUUGGCCUAUGCUAAGAGCUCAGUUUGUGCACUUUGUAUUAUCUUCAGGGUUUAUGAUACUGUAAAAGUAGACUAGAAGUACAAUUAAAUGGGGCAAGAUCAGUGUUACCAGCCGUACUUGGAUACUAGUUAGCUAGAGCUGCUUGGGUUAUUGCAUGUUCUGUGGUACUCUCAAGAGCUUUAAAAGAAACAAAAUGGGGAUUUCACUAUGUAUCCUUGGCAAAUGCAAAAACACUCUAGCGGUGAUCUUCGGAGGGCCCUUCCAAACCCUACCAGUCUGUGAAACUGAGUGUGCUCCGAGGACAGAAUGACUAAAUGGAGCCCAUGGGAUGUGCUAACGCAAACACCAGCACUCACAUGUUAGAGAUGGACAACAAAAAGUCAGCUUUACUUUUCAGACAUUGUGUGUAACACAGUCCACUGAGAAAGGGACACACUUCUAGUGUUGAUGGCUUCAACCAAGACGUGAUCCAUCAAGUAUCUUAUCUCCUUGUGCAAUAAAACAGCUUGGAACGGAGCUGGCAAGGGGAGGCUGGUGUUUUCUGCCUGGUGGUGGCUCUUGACAAACAUCUGGCUUGUUUUUAAGGCUUCAUAAAUGUGACAGAACAGGCUUUUCCAUAAGUGGCCUUUAUGAGAACAUGAAGGAUCAUUCAUGUUUCAAAAGUGACAACAGGGUGAUAAAAAAUAACGAGUCGCGUUUUAAGUGACUCAGUUAAAAGGCUUGGGCUUCGAGCGGAAGUAUUGGACAAGAAGGAAAUUGGGUGAUGUCUUAGGUUAUUAGGCCAGUUUUGUGAAUGUCCCUCUCCUCUACCCUCUCCAGACAAUUUGUAAAGCUGAUGGGAUCGUUGGCAUAAAAGGGCAUUUGGUGGUUUUACUUUUUUCUUUUUUCUUUUUGUUUUUACUUUUUGUUUCAGUUUUUUGUUACUUUAACAGACUAGGGAACAAUUGCUGAUACACGUAGCACUAAAGUACUUAUCACGAUAUGAUGGGAAAAUGGCAUACAAAGCAGGAUUGACCAAUAUCGUAGUAAUUGACAUGGCAUUACAGCCUAUGUGAUUGGGGUCAACAAUUCUUCAACUGUUCCAAAUAAAAAAGGCUUCUUUUUUUCAGUUUUUUUUUUUUCUGUUGUCAGAGGCAUUACUCUUCCACAAGUAUUGGUCAAUUCUCAGCAUUACAAAACAUGAGGUUCACAGUUGUAGCCCAGUAUCUGGUAUAGAAUUCUUAUCUGAAUUAGGAAAAAGUAAGUAAAAUCCAAACAUUAGACAAAGUGCAAUAUUAAAUGUUUGCUUUAUAGAUUACAUUCUAUGGCUGUUUGUAAUUUUUUUUAUUAUUAUUUUCCUUGGUUUUAGUUUUGGUGCUGAGUAUGUCCUUGUAGACUCUUGUUUCAAGAAAACAAUAUGUGGAAAGCAGUUUAAUUUUUCCUAUUGCUCUUCCUUGUGGAAAAUAAACUUCCUUUUUCUUUUAAAAAAACCAAAAACGAAAACCAACAUCUUUUUAAAUGUCAAAUAACUUCUUACAUACAACCUAAAUAUCAGAUAUAUAAAUGACAAGAGAUGGAACAAGAGGAAGCAGCCUCAAGCUACAAGGGGAGGUUUAGGUGUGGAUAUUAGAAGAAAUAAGGUUGGCUAUUAGAAGGAACUUCACUGAAAGAGAUUUCAGACGUGGAAACGUGCUGAGGGACAUGGUUUAGCACCACGUUUGGUAGAGCAUGAUUGGACUUAACAGG
Molecule: messenger RNA, 4510 nt
Organism: Indicator indicator
Lineage: Eukaryota; Metazoa; Chordata; Aves; Piciformes; Indicatoridae
Gene: ARRDC3
Product: arrestin domain containing 3
Exons: 8
Coding region: 171-1415 (414 amino acids)
Biological process (GO): protein transport
Cellular component (GO): cytoplasm
Source: RefSeq, a predicted model, not a curated record